This is a messenger RNA of Podarcis lilfordi (Lilford's wall lizard), 29728 nucleotides long. NCBI's taxonomy places the organism in Eukaryota, Metazoa, Chordata, Lepidosauria, Squamata, Lacertidae. The record is from the annotation of a GenBank genome assembly.
AUGGACGAGGUCGCAGUGUUUUUGGAAAUCAGGCAGAGGACGCAGAGUGGGCUGCUGAUUAUCCGGUAUUUAUUUUAACUCUUUCCAACGCCCCCAUCCCGUUUUAAGAGAAGUGCACAAAUACAUGUGUACCGGGAUCUAUUUUGCGAUAGCCUCCUUUUCUCCCAGGCAAUUCAAGGCAGCCGCCGUAGGGUGUCUGUGCAAUCUCCUAUCCAGACACCGAUUAGAUCUAGGUUAGUUUCGGCCGCAGUGGCAAUGGGUGGGGAUCAAAGGUACCGGUACUUCACCUCCUUCUCUCCCAGCCCGCUUUCCCCCUUCCUUCAGCUGGGUAAACCUCCCCUCCUCUGCCUCUACGACGAUGAGGUUGAUUGGCCCCAUACUGAUGUUAUGCUUUCCCCUUCAGAAUUGUGGUAGGGAAAGUGUAACAAUUUUCACUCCUUGCAGCCCGCUUUGUGCUGAUCAGCUGACUGGGGAACAGCUGAGAGUGGUUAAAAAGGACGCUGGACUGCAGAAAGGGGCACUGCUCUGCAGAAAGGUUGGGAUAUGAAUUUAAUUAAUAAUAAAUAUUUAUCAAUGUGCCUCCCCUUUCUUCCUGCUGCUUGGCUGGCCAGUGGGAAGAUAGUUGUGGGUCAUGUCAGGUUAGGCAGUGGGCUUGAAGCUGCCCAUGGAGUGCAGAUUGCACAUUUCUGAACAAGAAAUAAGGGAGAAAGGCAUGUUUUCUUAAGUAUGUCUGUUGACCAUAGACUGUGCCUAUUUCCCAGAUAAUGUACAUAAUGCAGUCAAGAUAUGUACCUUUCCUAAGACCUGUUGGGGAUUAUGCAUUUUGCCUGGGAAAUGUGAAUAAUUCCCACUUCGUGAGAGGAUUAUGUGCACAUUGUCCAUGAGGCCUAGUGAAUGCAGCAUGGUCAGCUAUUGUGCUCAUUAAUCACUCAAUUUAUAUUCCCCUUAAUAUAUACUGUGCUUCCCAAUUCAGGACUGCCCUUCAUAUAUCUGAUGAUAUAGUCUCCAACCCAUGCACAUUUAAGACACAAAGCUCUGUAAAUUUUAAGGUGCAAGUUGUACUACAACACAGUGGUACCUCGGGUUACAGACACUUUGGGUUACGCAUUUUCAGGUUACGGACGCGCUGACCCGGAAGUACCAGAACAUGUUACUUCUGGGUUUCAGCGCAUGCGCAGAAGCACUAAAUCACACUUUGCGCAUGCGCAGAAGCGCCGAAUCACAUCAUGCGCGUGCGCAAAUGCAGCGCUGCGGGUUACAAACGUGCCUCCAGCACAGAUCAUGUUCGCAACCUGAGGUUCCACUGUAAACUAAUCUGGCUACUCCUCUAGAAUUUGCCAUGUGGGUUUUAGAGACUUUAUUGCAAGGUCAGGAAGUUCAUGAUAUCAGAAUACUAGGGAAACUACAUUAAGACAAGUUUAGGUUUGUGGUGUAAACAUCUUCUUUGGUGAUGUCAUAUGCUGGGCUCAUGUGGAACCCUGGUUCAGAAAUUCUCCAAGAGUUUGGUAAACAGACCUUCAUUGGCACAGUGGCCCUGAUCAGAUGGAGCACCCGUGUGGCUUCAACAGGAAGAGAACUUUUGAGGACAACAGCUCACUGGGCAUCCAGCUUCCUUAUGAUCAGCUUCCCAGCCUGGACGUCAGUUAGGUGUGACCCCUGUCUGCACACCACCUCCUUUUGAAACCUGGAUCCUCAAACUCCUUCCAUUAGUUUUUCUCUCUCUCUGGCUCAACCAGGACUCAAGAUAGUCCCUGUGUGGCUAGCCAUCUCCCUUUGUAGGAAAUUUUGAUGGCCCAUCAAGGUAGGCAGUUGUGUCUGUUUUCUUUCUGACUUGUCAGGGCACCCUGCAGGUAGGGGAAGCUGCAAGUCUUUUCUGCCCUCAGGCUCUCCUCCCAGCUACUUCUGCUAGCAAGCCUUGUGAAACUGAUAUGGCAUCACAGAAGGUAUGUGGCACAUUAUGUGGCCAUAAUGAGUUUUUAGUGGCACUCUGUCCACACAUACACACAAAUAGCGAGUGACUAAAGUGCUCUUACGUGCAGGCAAUAGGAAUCCGAGAUAAGUGUUCUCAGUAGUGCGGUGUCUCACUGAUAUGUAAUUGCUUCUUAAUAUUUAUCGUUCAGACCUCUGGUUAAGACAAUUGUUAUUCUCCCAGGCAUUUUAAUGAGUUGCAUUUAAUGGAACCCAAGGGUAUGUUAAACAAUAGAAAUUGAAUUUUUCACUUUGCUGUUCAAAUCAAUUGUUAUUUAAUUGUGUGUGUGGCUGGUUUUUCAUUGUUUGGUGAUUUAUUAUAUAUUUGGGGAUAUUCAGUGGCGUUUGUCUGCCAGCAGGAUGGGCAUCAUCUGCAGAACAGAUUCCCCCUCCCCUCUGCUUGCCCCUCAAAUGUCCUCUGGGAACACCCUGAAGCAGAUUUGAGAGUGGCAUGGCCUGGAGGUGGGGUUAGAAGAGGAAGGGGCAGUCUGCCCAGUUAAUGUUAGACAUUGUCUGUGGUUGCUUUCUUCUUUUUAAUUUGCAUUGUGUACAUUUAUGUAAGGCAUAUAAAAAAACCAGGCUUUCCCAGGCCUAUCAGUUUGUCCUUGAAAAUCUGCUUUGAGUGGAAAAUAAUCGGUCUCUCUUAAUCAUCUUCAGCCAACUAAAGCCAGAAAGCUGGCCCAUGGAUAUUACCGUGAUGCCGUCCUUGGUAGAGCUAAAAAAUGAUGAACACUGCAAGACCAUCAACCUUCCACCAGAGGUCAGGAUUGUUCCUUCUUCCUGUCGAGGACUGCAGUAUGUGCUUGGGGAUGGCUUACAUAUGAGACUGCUAGUUCAAGCAGGUGUCAAUAAUACAAGUAAGAGUGACUUAUAUAUGUAUUUUUAUCACCAGCGUUUUGCCUAAAGUUGUAAAGCAAGUAGAUCAAACUGUGAAGGAUUAAGUAUGUUUUCAAGAAAAACGGCAAUUGAACCAAAAAAGAAAUGUCAGAUGUGGGGAUGGUUUAACUUUUAGCUGUGAGAUUUGCCUGAACUGACUUCACAAUGUGGGCAGAUUCCCUUUUUUUCUUUCGUUAACUCCAGCUUGGAUUUAACUGGAUUUAUUCCCUUUGCUGUGUCCUAAUGAAAACAAAAGUUAGUAACAAACCUCCCUUCACAGGCAGAAUGAAUGCAUGGCAAAGUAGCAUUGCAAGAUUAAAAUAAGAAUUUUCUAUUAGCUUGCCUAGUUUUUUGAGUCUUUUUGAGAUGUAAGUCUGCACUCAGAUUGUGUGUUUCGCUAAGUUGAACAGAAUGCUGUUUCUGAAAUUUUGUCAGUUCACAAUGCCCCAUGUCUUUGAAUUAUUUUUAUUUUCCUUCAGUAAUGUUGGCUACAGUACAUUCCCAUAGUUAAGUUUAGCUUAGUCCCACUGAAAUCCAUGGGAUUUAGGCUGAAAUUCUAUACCCACCUAUCUAGGAGUAAGUCUCCCUUAAAUGAAUAGGAUGUACUGUAAGUAAGCGUAUUCAGCUUUGGAAUGUUACUUUCAUGUAAGUGUGGAUUUUGCAUUGCUGAUAUAAUUUUGUGGUGGUAGCCGUUGCAUAUUGAAUAUUAUUGGGAACUAUUUUAAUUUUUACAUUUUUUAAUCCAUGUACAUUUAGAAGCCUUCCUGGUAUGACUAAAAAUAUGUUAUGUUGCUGUUUGACUGGAGUGGCGCUUAUUUUUACAGCUUCCUGGGGUGGCAGAUUACUUCUGACAGUGUGUGUAUAAGACGCCCCCAUGUAUAAGAUGCCCCCUAUUUUUAGGGACUCCGAUUUAAAAAAUAGGGGAUAGAUUGCCCCGUGUAUAAGACGACCCACAGUUUUUCACAUAAUUUUAAAGUAAAAAAAAACCCCUAGUCUUAGACACAGAAAAAUACAGUAUCUUGUUAGUUGGUUGUAUAUUAGUGGGAUAUGUUUUGAGUAGCUUCCAUUUUAACAAGGCCCACAAAAAUAAUCCUGGUGACCCACAUACGUGGGGUAGAUAACAAAAGAACUGGCUGGGUGUCUGGAUUCAAAACGCAGGGCUAAACUUGCUCUCCAGCAGGAGAGAGCCCCAGUAGCAAAGUUUACUUUUACAAAAGUCAAGCAGCUGCAUGUUGCGGAAUAUAGGUUAGACCCUUUUAUCCCAUUUAGUCCACUUGUAAACAACACUCCUCUCUUUCUACUCCACUUUCAAUGAACAGACUACACACUGUUAAGUAAGUUUAAAAUGCUUUACUUACAAAAUGUUCCAAAUAUCAGAUUCAUGUAUUUAUCUAAGCAGCAGUAAGGAACACAGACAGAAUGCUCUUGGGUAGAAAAUACAGAAAGGUAUUUUACUGUAGCUGAAUGCGUGGACAACAAGCCAGAUCUGAACAUAAGAAACCUGCUGGAUCAGGACAAGGAUCCAUCUUGUUCCAGCACCCUGUUCUUAUAGUAGCCUAGCAGAUGCUCACAAGCAGAACCUGAGUGCCAGCAUUCACCGCCCCCCCACACGCCCUGUGAUUCUCAGCAACUGGCAUUCAGAGGCAUGCCACCUCCGACACUGAAGGUGGAAAGUAGCCACUGUGGCUAGUAGCCAUCGGUGGCCUUAUCCUCAAUGAACUUAUACAGUCCUCUUUUAAAACCAUCCAAAGUGGUGGCCAUCACUACCUCUUGUGGGAGCGAAUUCCAUGGUUCUGCUAUGCGCCUUUCUUUUAUGAGUGCUUUCUUUUGUCUGUCCUGAGUCUUCAAGCAUGCAGCUACAGGAGCCCAGGUUCUAGGUUUAUGAGAGAAGAAGAAAAACUUUUCUCUGUCCACUUUCUCUGCACCAUGCAUAAUUUUAUCGUGUCUUCUCUUACUCGCCUUUCCUCUAAACUACAAAGCUCCAGAUGUCGUAAUCUGGUUCAUCCCUGCUACAAGCUUGCUGGGCUAUUAACCUUGUCAUUUUCAACCCACUAUGUGUUAUAUGACAAUAAUAAUAUGUGCCCACCAUACAUUGUACCAUGUAUGAUAGGUUUGAACUACAGUGGUACCUCGGGUUAAGUACUUAAUUCAUUCUGGAGGUCUGUUCUUAACCUGAAACUGUUCUUAACCUGAAGCACCACUUUAGCUAAUGGGGCCUCCUGCUGCCACUGCGCCGCCGGAGCCCGAUUUCUGUUCUUAUCCUGAAGCAAAGUUCUUAACCUGAAGCACUAUUUCUGGGUUAGAGGAGUGUGUAACCUGAAGCGUAUGUAACCUGAAGAAUAUGUAACCCGAGGUAUCACUGCACUUGAAAUGUGGUAUAUUUUUCCUUCUGCAUCCUGCAGUUUCUAAAUGUCUUCUGGGGUGAAUCCGGAUGGUAAUAUUGCUUGCUUUUUAAUGCUUAUGUGGAUUGCAUUAUUCAAUAUUCUUUCAGAACUGGUACCAGCUCUGGGUGACAUCCUUAAAACCAAAAAGAGUUGUACCUUUUACUGCCAGUCUUGCCGCGAGAGCGUAAUAAACAACCGGUAAGUGAUGUACUCCCAUUACACUUUGCCUCUGGAUUAAUGGGUUUGCAUAGAGCUUAAACGAACAAGUGAAGACUUCUAGAGAACACUAGUUUGUACUGAUCAGGACAGGAAAACAUGUAGCUGUAGUGGUAAAAUAAAUUAUUGGAUUAGGUUGUUAGGCCAGGGGUGGGGAACUUCAGCCUCUCUUUCUCUGGCUCCUGGAUCCCUCCCCACAUCCCACUGGCCCCAUUUUGCACUCCAAAUCUUUGCCUGAGUAGAAUGUGUCUUUGAAUUCUGAUAGUGCCUGUUACAUGUCUGCAUAGACCAGGGUUUCCAGUUUUUUGGGACUACAACUCCCAUCAUCCCUAACUAACAGGCCAGCGGUCAGGGAUGAUGGGAAUUGUAGUCCAACAACAGCUGGAGACCCAAGUUUGGGAAACCCUGACAUAGACGAUAGAGAGGGUGGAUGGACAAUUGAGACUAGCCAAAUUUACAAAGGUAAAAUUUAUAUUCCUUACACUUUAUGGUUCUGGCCGCCACUGGCAUGUGGUCCCAAGAAGGUUGCUCAGGAAUAAAUGUGGCCCUCAGACUGAAAAAAGGUUACUCACCCCCCAUGUUAGGACUCUGCUUCAGAGAUUUGGAGAUCUAGGAAUUUAUGACCUUUCCUUCUAAUCUGUGUCAGUUAUGAAUAGCUCCUUGUUCUCCCUGUCUUCUCCUCCCCUUAUUGUUUUAUUUUAACACAAUUUCUUUUUGUUUGUUACAUUUUUAAUUAUCCUCUACCUUUCUGAGAACCUUCUGGCUGAAGAGCAGGCUAUUAAGGUUUCAAAAUAAGCAAAUCGUGUUUUCACGCCUAAGGAACAGCUCUGGAAAGCUAGCUGGCUGUUUUGUGAUUUUUAGUUGACCUCAACAACGGUGCUUAUUGGAAUACUUCUCCUCUUUGGUUUUUUAGUCAUGGGCCAUUGCAGUGCCAUGUAUUGCUUUGUUUACUACCCGUGUGUGCCCACAUCUGCCCUAUACAUUUAAACGCAAUUAUACCACUUUAAAUGGAUGCAGGUGGCGCUGUGGGUUAAACCACAGAGCCUAGGGCUUGCCGAUCAGAAGGUCGGCGGUUCGAAUCCCCGCAACAGAGUGAGCUCCCGUUGCUCGGUCCCUGCUCCUGCCAACCUAGCAGUUUGAAAGCAUGUCAAAGUGCAAGUAGAUAGAUAGGUACCGCUCCGGCGGGAAGGUAAAAGUGUUUCCGUGCACUGCUCUGGUUUGCCAGAAGCGGCUUAGUCAUGCUGGCCACAUGACCCGGACGCUGUCUGCAGACAAAUGCCGGCUCCAUCGGCCAAUAAAGCGAGAUGAGCGCCACAACCCCAGAGUCGGUCACGACUGGACCUAAUGGUCAGGGGUCCCUUUACCUUUACACCACUUUAAACAACCAUGGCUUCCCCCAAAGAACCCAGGGAACUGUAGUUUGUGAAGAGUCCUGUGAGUUGUUAGGAUACGUCUAUCCCCCUCACAGAACCACAGUUCUCAGGGUGGCCCAACAAUCCUUCUUCCCAGGGAAUUCUGGGAAUUGUUGCUCUGCAAAGGGAAUAGGGAUCUCCUAACAACUCACAGCACCCUUAACAAAUUACAGUUCUCAGGAUUAUUGGGGGAAGAAUAACCAUGCUUAAAAUGUACGUUAUGGAUGUGACCUAUGUUCCACGCUCUCUUGGUUAUCACGGUAGUGAGAGAGAGAUUUCUUUCUUUCUUCCUCCCAUAUAGCUUGCUGAGAGGCCACGGCUGGUUUUCCCUAAUCGGGUACGACCAAGGCUGCUUUGGCACAUGGCUGGCAGGGGAGAGAACAAUGCUUUUCAUGGUAUUGCUACUGCCAUUCAGUAGCUUUCUGAGAUCUGAGCCAAGUGGCAUUUAAACUGAUUUUCCUCUGCUAACUUUUCUGACGCUGACCCUUCCUCAUUAAUCCCAAAUAUCACUGCACAUUUGCAGUGUGGGUACGCUGAAAAAUGAAAUGCAGGUGUCAUCUGUUUAAGCUUCAGCUUACUGCAUUACAUUUUGUGUUGAGUAUUAUUUUUCUAGCAUACACAGAAGGCUUGGUUAUUAAGCUAGGGAAAUAUAUUGCUCCAGGUUCCAAGCACAUCCACAGGAUUGAGUGCCUUUUGCUUUAUUUUACUGUCUGACAGAAAUGGAUUUGUAAAUGCUUUUUUGCAAGAAUAAAGAAGCUACACAAGACUGCAGAAGCAAGUACUGAAGGGAUUAAACAAGACAUUGAAAUUAAUGUUUUGUAACUAUCACACUCUGCCUUUUAUAUUUGUGUGUGUGUGUGUGUUGGUAUACCUAUAAGGUACAUUCUUAGGUCUGAUAUGAGUCUGGUUUGAUAUGUGUCAUUAACAUCUACCUAACUUAUUAUGUAGACGCUCAUCAGGCAGAGGAUGGCGGGGGCACGGGUAGUUCUGCUCCAGACACUGUCCCAUUAACUCCUCCCUGAAUAUCAGCCAAAUAAUUGCAUUCUUGGCAGGCUCAAUCUGUGUUGCAUGAAAUCUAAGACUGUUCAGUGGCAUGUAGUUUUAAGCCAUGAUUGUUUCAACCAUGGCUUAGCGAUGGGUGGGCAUGGGGAGGCAAUCUUUUCCCUUUAGCACAAGAUCAGAGUGUCAGAAGUGGUAUGAGAGAACUGCCAUUUCUUGCAAUGUUUACAUUACAUCACCACCCCCUGGUCACUGGUCAGACUGGAUUUAUGGGUCUUUGCAAGACUCUGAAGAAGAAGAAAAAACAAAACAAAACAAGCUCCUAAUUGUGCAGUUGGCACUGCUGGAAUUAAUGGGUGGUAUUCCACUAUUUUUUGUGGUAGCGUAAGUCCCCCCUCUCCUUGCCCCGUGCCAUUCCCAACUGCUCUGGAGGGUUGGGGGAAACCCCAGACAGAUUUUGGAGGCAUGUGAAGGGAGGCAGGGGAAGAUAUAUUUGCUCUGAUGUUCAUUCACUUAAGUGUUAUAUUGAAUACAACCCAGAAUAUGUAAUAUUUCAGAAGGCACCUAUUGACUAUGAAAGAGCUAAUGAAGUUGAAUUUAUUUUUCUCUCCCACCCUAUCCUCCCAACUUCCUCAGACUGUCAAGUUUUUUCUUUAUUUUUAGUUUUUGUAUACACUUACCUGCAUGACCAUAUUAAGCAGCACUUUUGAAGGAAAAAUAAAAUAAUGUUAAGUCUACUGAAUUCCCCACAGCAAUGCCUCCACCAUUUCCAGAAUGUUUUCUUAAUCUCUAAGCUUUUGACCAGUGUGUUCUUCUGCCCAUGUUCAAAAAGAGCUUUUUUUCUUCUAUUAACAUUUCCUUCAGGAGUGAAGGUGACUCCCAUCCAGAAUCUACUUACUAACCUAUAUAGGCAAUCUCGCCUUUCUUGAACUGUGUUAGCCAAGGGCAGAGUUGGGGUACCUGUGACCUUCCAGAUGUUGUUGGAGUCCAACUAACAUCAGCCCAGGCCAGCUUGUAGACCAAGAACAUCUGGAUGGCAUCAUGAUGACUCCUGCUUUAUCAAAAUGACUUGUCCAUACACUAAUUGGUCUGUGUCAUAACAACUAACCCUUUCACUUUCAUCCCUUUCAGGACAUUUCUCAGAGUUCUUUCCCUUCCCGGUGAGAACUGGGGGGAUUUGGUGGAGGAAUGGUGUUGUCACCCCAACCCCUUCAACGACAGCAUGCUUCGGCCACAAAAUGGAGACUGUUUCCUUGGGCACAAUUAUUUCCUGAUUAGUUCAGGAAGUGAGCCAACUGGGCCAAGUUCUGAAAUCCCGCAUUCAGAAUCCCUGGGUGCUCCUUGUAGAAGCAGUGGCUCUGGCCUGGUGAGUACACUGGAGAAAUAAUAAUGGACAAGCGCACACUUGACAUUUGUUUUGAUUGUUAGAGGAUUGGUAGAAUCAUAGAUCUGAGUUGGAAGGAACCCUGAGGAUCAUCUAGUCCAACCAUCUGCAAUGCAGGAAUAUGCAGCUGUCCCUUAUGGGGAUUGAACCUGCGACCUUGGUGUUAUCAGCACCAUCCUCUUAAGCAACUGAGCUAUUAGAGAGCAUGCAUAAGAGCCCAGGUUUGUUUCCCUAGUAUCAGCAAUGAAAACAGGCACAGGCAACCAGCUUCUCUUUACGUAUUUUUGCAAUUAGCACUCUCUAUUAAACGUACUUAAACUGUCCCUGUGAUUGGAAACCCUGGCAGGCCAAGGUUUCACAGGGUUUACAGCACCUUCCGAUCUUCCUGCUAAUUCUGUCAAGAUCUGAAAAUCUCUGCCUCCAUCCCUAGGCUUAGCCUUUCACAUGUUCAGGUGAACAUUGCCUUGGUAAUUGUAAUAUUAAAAAGUAAUAUUAAAGUAAUGUUUGAAGCAACCAUCACACACACACACACACACACAGAGAGAGAGAGAGAGAGAGAGAGCGUGCACCAUAGGACGGCUCUUCCACAUCACCUGAAGCAGUACUUUUCAGUGGAGCAGUUCACUCAUUCUUCUGACACUCGACAUGCAAUACAUUUUGAAAUAAUGAGCUGUUGAAGUAUGCACUUGUGUGUUAAAAAAGCCAAAAUAGCCGAUCCUUCUUUAUUCUCCCCCCCCCCACCUUUCCUCUCUCUUCCUCUCUCUUUCUGUCUGGACCCAGCACAUGGCAUCUCUUCUGCAAAUCAUCGUUUAAUACAAUUUUUAAACACCCUGAGGUCACACAGCAUUCUAGCAGCUGUCUCUAGGGGGAAGUAUUUUCUUCCUGACUAUGUCAAGGACCUUUUGGAGCAGAAGCACAAAAAAGAUAUUAAGAGAGUAGAUUGCCAGGAGCUGAAAGUUGUCAACACAAGAUACAUUGAUUUAAUUUGUGUGGCAAAAAGUAUUGCCACUUUUGUCCAAACCGGUGAAAACACUCUCAGCUCGUUCCUCUUCUGCUACCUUAUGUACUUCUAAGCAAGAGAAAACAUACAUUGGGUGUGUAGCAAUUGAACCUGGAAUCUCCUGCAGUCCUACCCUUGUCUGCACAGAAGUAAGUCUCAUUGAAUUCACUGGGGCUUACUUCCACCUUUGUAGGGUUAGUAUUGCUGCCUUUAAGUGCUUUGAAUAUUUAAGGAAGGGCUAUAUAAAUAUUAGGACGUGGGUGGUGCUGUGCGUUAAACCACAGAGCCUAGGUCUUGCAAAUCAGAAGGUCGGCAGUUCGAAUUCCUGUGACGGGGUGAGCUGCCAUUGCUCGGUCCCUGCUCCUGCCAACCUAGCAGUUCGAAAGCACAUCAAAGUGCAAGUAGAUAAAUAGGUACCGCUCCGGUGGGAAGGUAAACGGCAUUUCCGUGUGCUGCUCUGGUUCGCCAGAAGCGGCUUAGUCAUGCUGGCCACAUGACCCGGAAGCUGUACACCAGCUCCCUCAGCCAAUAAAGUGAGAUGAGCGCCACAUCCCCAUAGUCGGUCACGACUGGACCUAAUGGUCAGGGGUCCCUUUACCUUUAUAUAAAUAUUGCUUCUCCUCCUUUUCUCAUGUGUAAAGCUUCCUAUGUUCCUGAUCAUUUUAAGUUACAGCAUCAGUACUCUUUUAAGUCAUGAUAGCAAACCCCAUGCAGAAGUCUUCAGACUUAAACAAUGUGGGUGGAAUUCAGCAUCGCACUCUUCCAAACGUUUCCGUUGCUUAGAACAUGGUGCUGAUAAUGUGAAGGUUGCAAGUUCAGCCCUCGUAUGAGACAGCUGCAUAUUUCUUCAUUGCAGGGAAUUGGACUAAAUGAUCUUUGGGGCCCCUUCCAACUCUACCAUUCUUUGAAAUUCUAUGAAAUCUGCACAAGAAUUUCAGUGCCAUAUUGAACAAUCCCCCCUUUCUCUCCCCGCCCCUGUGCAUCGUUCUAGGGGUCCUCCUGACCUUCCUGUUCCAAUUUGGGGGGGUUGUGUGGGGGAAGGAGAGGGAGGAAAGUCCCAAUAUGCAAGUGGAAGUCCUCCCUCUGAUGGAUGGCAUUGGCUGAAUCCCAUCCUGAGAAAUUAUAUCCCCAUGUGCCAUGCUUGCAAUGUGUUUAACAGCUGAUCCCUUGUGUUCUGUCUUUGGGGUGGUCUAGACCAGGCUUCCUCAACCUCGGCCCUCCAGAUGUUUUGAGACUACAAUUCCCAUCAUCCCGGACCGCUGGUCCUUCUAGCUAGGGAUCAUGGGAGUUGUAGGCCAAAAACAUAUGGAGCGCCGAGGUUGAGGAAGCCAGAUCCUGACACAAAUUUGUAACAGCUGGGACCAAGUGCAAUAGUUUUUAAAAGGGUGACUGGAGUGAUUAGUCUUUCUGGAGUGGCAAUAGUCUCCCUUAAUGUGAAUACGAUAACUGAGGUUUGAAAUCAAAAUGAAGCCAUUUGUUCUGGGAUGCAAAAUGCAAUCAAAAGUUUGAGUGAAGUUGUUUCAAUAGACUUAUCUUGGCCACUACAACAAGGUCCUGUGCCCAGAAGUCUUUGUAUUUGUGGUCAACCUCAGGUGGAAGACAUCACUCAUUAUCUCUUAGCCUGCCCCUUAUAUAGAGACCCAAGAGACAGCUUUCUGAAACCUUUGUUCACACAAGCAAGCAGGUGCACCAGGCAGAAAUAGUUCCAUUUCUUUUGAGUGACAAUAAUAGCUUCGCAAAACACAGAGUGACCCUCUGUUCGCUGACUGCAAAAUAAAUCAGGAUAAAGGAGUUCGAUAAAAUCUCUAUAAAUUGUUGUGGUGAUUCAGAGGUGAAAUCAAGCUGGAUUUGAGUUUGUUGGUGUGUCUGGUAACUUCUCUUUCUUACAUAAUGGAUGAUGGUUUAUAUUUAUGGGUGUAUGUUCUGUAUUAUUAAUACUAUUGCCAUAUGUUUGUCAUGGCCAUUGGCUAGAACAGUAAACCUAUGAAGUUAAUAAACUUAACCCUUUGCUUUGAUUGUGGCAUAACAUUUUAAAAAUUCAAGUGUGUGUGUUUGUGUGUCAGUCUCUCUCAGUCUGUAAAUGUUGCUUCUUUGCCCUACAGAAUUCAAAGGCAAAUAGAAGAGUAAUUUGCAGACGCUGCAAGACAUUGUUGGGAGAGGUUCACUCCUCAGGUACGGAGUAUGUGAACAAAGGAUCCCUGGGCUGUUUCAAUCACUUGCAGCUUGAGGAUGUUUUUGUGUGCUGCACCAGUUAUAAAAACAUUGUGUGACAUCCAGUGAUGGCCACCCAUUUGUACAAUAGAAAUCUUGGGCUGUGGCACGACACUACUAGUUUUCUCUUCUCCCUGCCCUGCCCAAAUCUGCUCUGCAGGGUCCUCCAACACUCUGGAGCAGUUUUUUGGGGGUAAGCAGAGUUUUCAGGAGGAUGAGCGAAGGGGAGAAGCCCAGUUGCGUGUGCAGAUAAGUUCGGUUACAUAUCACCAUUAUUCAUAGAGGUUUGCAGGCCAGUGUUUGGGAGAGGUUUUUUUAAUAAUAUCAAUCUGCUAUUGGGCUCCAGUAAUCCCAUUUAAUGUCCUGUGUGGAAAUGAAAUUAAUUGUUUCAAAAUGAACUCCAGUUUAAUGUAUUUUUUUUGGUAACUUAUUUGUUCAUUUGUGGCUUAGUUAAACAUUUAAAAUAAAAUAAAAUAAAAAUAGAAAAGCAAGCAAAGGUAAAGCACUACAGGUCUACAGACCCUUUAAUGGUUGAGAAUCACAUGGAGCAUGAGGUGGUUCAGGACUUGUAUAAAAAUAAUCUACAAAAAUUCAAAUGGCUGCUGGUGUCUGCAGCAGCUGCUGGCUUGGGAGGAUAUAUGAAACUUAAGACGUUUUCAAAUAUAUAACAUGCUACUAUUUUUAAAUAUGCUUUGAUAACUGUUUUGAUUUCUUCUCUUCUUUGUUUUUUGUUGUUGAAAGUGUUCUUGAAAAAUUAGAGAGUUUGGAUGUGAAUAUUUUAAAUAACUUGAAAUGCUCAGGGGUAACAGUGGUUUAUCAGUCAGGCUUGUCAUGUGUUGUUUUUAGUCAGCCCUACUCCAGCAGUCUGACAUGAAAUUUUAGUGGGCAAAGCUUGAUCCAGAUCUAUGGACAGACUCAAAAUGGCUGCAAUUUUUUGAGCAAGAGGGCAGUUUACAUCUGAAGGCCCCUUCCCAUUUGAAUACACUCCCUCUCCUUGUAGUAUAUGUGUGGUUUAUGUAUUAGUUAUUUGUCCCACGCCUGUGACUCAGUAAGGCUUCAGCUCUGAGAUUAAUUCUGCAUUUGGUAAAUAUAGUACAGAUACUUAUAUUAUUUUUACUUCUAGGUGCCACAAAAUACUAUUUCACUGAAGUGUUUGUUCAGCCAUCUGAAGAAGGUUUUGACAUGGUACCAAGGUGUGAAAGAAUUCUGCAUUUUUAAACUUUUCAACAGUUCUGCCUUUGUUUCAUUUUUUUUCUGUACAUUUCAUGAAAUAUAACAUACAUUUAAUGGUAUUUGAAACCGUGUUAAUUAAGUGCAUUCCUUGCUUUUUCUGUUCUUUCUCCUGCUAAGAAGUGUUAAUUAGACUGUGGCAUUAGGAAAUGGAAUUCUUGAAGUCAAAAGUCAUCUGGCUGAUUAAGGGGUGCCAGUUUCUAUGGCACUCUGUAGCCAUCAAACAUCACAAACUUUUUAAAAGGUGCUUAUAUUUCUUCCCAGUAGAAGGAAAUGUGCAUUCUUCUUCCUUGAACCGAAAGUCCAUUCCAGAAGCCUGAACUGUAUCUAAUCAUGUAUGGAUAAUCUAUUCAGGGGGCAAAGGAGAAGAGAAUAUUUUUUAUCCUCCCCUCUGCUUGCCCAGACAGAUGUGAUAUGUGGAAUUAGACACAUUAAGGCUUGGGUUGUUUGUGUGCUACUCAAGCUCUUAGAUUGGACUUCAGCUGUUGAAUGCCCUCUUUUGGCCCAUGUGUUUCCUCUCCAUGUAUCUUCCUUAUAGAUGAUGUUCAGGUCACACACUAAUCUACUGUAUUCUCUUGGCUUAUCAUCCUGCUACACCAGGUGUGGAGACCUUUAGCCUUCCAGAUGUUGCUUAACUGCAAUUCCCAUUAGCAAGCAUGGCCAAUGGCCAACAAUAGUUGGAGUUGGAGUUCAGCAACAUCUGAAGGGCCAAAGGGGUUUUCCCACACCUGUUCUACACUAUCAUUAUAAGGCAUAGUGCAAAGCCAGAUUCACAAUGUUACCGAAACAGUUAAUAUUUGCAUUUCCUCCCCAGACUGCUUUCCCUAGUAUUCCUACUGGUUACCCUGCCCUUGAAAACCACUAUUAUCAUCCUUGCAAUGCCCUUGUAACAUCCCAGUUUAUGAUGUGCUUACAACAGUAUUAAUAAUCCCCAGCCUGAGCAUUGGUUUGCUGUUGUAGCAAGUUUUAGGGUUAAUCAGUGGCAAAUUAUGCAAACUUAAAAGUUGCUGUAAUUAAUUUCUGCCAUGAAACAUAUAAUUGCCAAUUACAAGCUGAUACUUGACCAUCUUUUUCUAACCUGCACAGCAAUCAGUUUCAAUUAGAGCUUUCUUCCUUUUUUUAAUUGGAGGGAUGGCUUUUAAAUAAAACAUUUUUGAACAAAUUUCAUCAGCUGUACCUGUGCUGCAACUACCAUAAAGUGCUGCAACUACCUUGCAUUGUGAUGACGAUUAUAUGGAUUGGUUUCUCUCUUUAUGGAGGUGGAAGAUUUUUCAGCACAUGUUGUGUAUGCACUAUGCCAGGAGUCAGAAAUUUAGAGAUAGGAGAGAAUAAGGAUAUGCUGAAGAGACAAUAGAGAUUUGUGUUUAUAUGUUAGUCCUGAAAAGGGCCAUAAGCUCUUUUGGACAGGGUUGAGGUCUGGCAUGUACAUACAGUCAGGCUCACAUUAUAAGAUGCUGGGGAUUAUUUUCAUUAAGUGCAAUCCCUUUGCCUUGAACCUUCUGGGAUGCAGUACUGUAUUAGAUCAGGUGUGACAUUUUAUUGUAUAGUGGGGGUGGGGAAUCAUUGCUAAGGAAGAAGGUACAGAAAUCUGGUUGAUUACUACAUGUAAAGAACUCCAAACUGCUUUUGUUUCUGUAUUGCAGAAUAGUUAAUGGGCCAGUUUUACCUCAACAAGGCAUCUUGAACAGGACACGGUUUUAUUCCUGCCCUUUGCAUUCUUCAUGCUUUGAUGAUAGUUCCAUGUCCUUUUUUUUUACUACUCUUGCUGUUUCUGCUGUCCAAAGCCCUACUAAAUAUUUUUGUGUGAUUGGGGCUGAAAGGUACCUCUUCCAUAGGUAACAAUGGCACUGGAAAAUGCAAAUGUCUCAUUUUUCAACAAGCCUUGCCCUGAUUUUUUUCUCUCUUUUUAUGUACUCAUUUGCUUUUCAUGCAAUGGCAGUCAUGAUUAAGCUAUCUUUGCUUUUCAAAAAACAGGUCUCCCUUUAUACAAAGUGUUGUUGCCCAGUGCCUUGAAGAGCUUUCUUUUGCUAGAAGCACAUUUAGGUUCAGCAUACAAGGAACUGAUGGGACAACCUACAUCUUGGUAAGUUGCAGACCUGUUAACUUUUUCAUACUGUGAUAUCCUACGACUUGGCUCCAAAUCUUUCCAUGCUGUUUAGCUUGCUCACCCUUGCUAAGCAGACUUUGUUAAUUCUUCUAACAGUUAACAGUGCAGUCUGAUGCACAGUCUACUCAGAAGUAGAUCUGAGGGACAGUUAAUCCCAUUUAACUGUCCAUAGGAUUGCACUCAAAGGCUGCAACCCUAUGCCUGCUUACCUGAGAGUAAGUCCCAUUGAACUGAAUGGGAUUUACUUCUGGGCAGACUGCAUUCAGUGCCACUGUUCCUCUUUAAGGGGCGAGUAGAUAUGUAGGGUUGAAUUGUAGUUGCAGUUACAGAAAUUCCAAAAUGCAAUUGAAAUUAUUGGCACAAUUGCAUUGUGUAAGGGAAGUCAGGACUUCAUUCACCAUUUGCCAUGGAAUGUCCAUUGUUACAGCACUUCCAGAAUUUGUCUUCUCUGGUAAAUGAACAGGAUUUGCAUGGGCAGUUUCCUAGAUUUGGGAUCUAGGGCUGCAGCCAUAGGGCCCAACUACUUUGGUGAUGAGAAGCUGUCUAUAAACAAAUAAUAAACUAUAAAUACACAUACCUGAAGUAAAUUCUAUUUAACUUUGUAGGACUUACUUCUAGGUACACAUGAAUCAUAAUCAUGGGAAUGCUGGAUGUGAAGUUUCACUGCCCUUUAACUCCAUGUUUAUAAGUGUGCUUCUGUCUGUGUAUGCAAAAAAGUUAACCAGUCAGUGAAAUGAACAUAGCAAGAGGGCAGCCCGAUUGUUCAAGGAGUCCUGGAGCAACUUUCCUAUGAGGAAAGCUUACAGUGUUUGGGACUUCUUAAUUGAAGAAAGGUGAGUAGGUGAGGGCAGGGUGGGGCCAGGCACGAGAAAACUCUAUAAGAUUAUACAUGGUGUGGAGAAAGUAGUUAGAGAGAAGUUUUGCUCCCUCAUAGUACUAGAAACUGGGGUUAUCCAGUGAAGCUGAAUGCUAGAAGAUUCAGAACAGACAUAAAGAAGCAGUUCUUCACACAGCGUGUUCUUGAAACUAUGGAAUUUGCUGCCACUAGAUGUAGCAAUGGCCAUUAACUUGGACAGCUUUAAAUUGGGAUUAGACAAAUUUGUGGAGGACAAGACUAUGAAUGGCUGCUGGUCAUGAUGCCACUGAAUGCCAGUUGACAGGCAGCAUGAGUGGGAAGAAUGCUGUUGUGUUCAUGCUCUUCUUGUGGGCUCCCUGUAGGCAUCCGGCUGGCCACCAUGAGAACAGGACCUGGCCUAACUGGGCUUUCGUCUGACCCAGCUUGGCUGCUCUUAUGUUCUUAAACGGACUGGACCCCCACCCCACCCCUUUUUUUAAAAAAAACCAAAACCCACAACUUGUAGGUUUGUCUCUUCAUUCACAGAUGUGGCUACUAAAUUCUGACACGCUGCUGGUGGAAUCUUCAGGAACACUGGCCUGCAGUAAUAUUUUUACAGUGUUUGAACAUGAUAUGUCGUCUGAUUUGAGGCCGUUAAAGAGUCAGAAGGCUAUCAAAGUCCUUUACCAUCCCUGUGUGAAAAGCAGAAAUAAGGAGUAAGUACCUGCUGUUUAUGUCGCUUCUAUUAAAACACCGUAGCAGGUUAUUAUUUUAUUGCCAUUGUUCAAAUCACCAGUGUUUUUAUUUAAGCCAGUGAAUUCUAAUACAGAAAGGUUUUAUUUCACCUAUUUGAAAUGGGGUGAAGCAAAGUCAUCAUAGUGUUUGACUACAAAACAAGAUACUGCACUAUUUUAUAUAAUACAGUGUGGGUAUAAUUGCGGUAUGAGGAUAUCUGUCUAUAUUCUGCUGAUGGCUUUAACUGAUGAUAGAGCAGAAUUUAAUUGUUUUAGUACUUGCCCUGUUAAGGAAUAUGGGCUUCUUUAGUGUGCUUACUUUUUCAUCUGUUGGCUUCCUGAUCCUGGCUUUUAUUUUGCAAUAUAUAAGCAGUAUGAGGUUAUAAAACAUCUGUUCACAUCCCCCCCCCCAAUGCCUUAAGGUCAUGUGAGGGCUAGCUUUACCCCUUGCCACCAUUAUUUUAAUAUUCUUUUGGGAGCCACUCAGAGUGGCUGGGGAGUCCCAGCCAGAUGAGCGGGUUGUAAGUAGUAAAUUAUCAUCAUCAGCAGCAUCAUUAUUCACACAGCCAUGUUCUCUAAAGGUCCAUGCAUUUAGCUGGCACAUAAACAUUUUUUCUGAUAAGGGCGAUUCCUUCCAUAUAUUCUCAAUGUAAAAGAAACAUAGUUUCUCUUUGAAGUUAUAGUCAUUCACCUUUUAUUAACUCCACAUCUUUUAAUGAUUCCAAAUGUAUUUUCUUCAGCAAGGAAUUUUGUACAGGUGGGACAACUUCAUUUUUCAUGAAUAAUUCCCAUAAAUGGAAGCAGCGUUCUUAGACUUAAAAGUAGCCAGGGAGAAUAAAGGUGGGAAUGACUUUAUGCACAUAUGUACUGAUAUUUAUGUCUAAGGGUAAAGAAAUCUUAUUUGCUUAAACAGUGUUUUAGUGAGUAGUGUGUAAUGUACAAUGUACAUUUGUAAUGUGUUUGGUGAGGGAAGUCGUCUGCCUGGUCAGGUGAAAGUUGGUUUAACCGUCACUUAGGGACCUUAACUGACAGCUGAAGAGGGGUUGGAGAUAGAACUCUCUGUGUGCAAAUGAAGGAUAGAAAGUAUUUGAACCACAGUUCAUGGCUCAGUUGGUAGAGCAUGAGGCUCUUAAUCUCAGGGUUAUGGGUUUGAGCCCUACAUUGGGCAGAAGGUUCCUGCAUUGCCGGAGUUAGACUAGACGACCCUCGUGAUCCCUUCCAACUCUACAACUCUAUGAUUCUAUAUUCUGAUUGGUGGCUGCAGGUUUAGAAUUCUUAGUUAGACAGUGUGAUUGGCCGGGAUUGAACUAGAGGGGCCAGAAGAAGUGUAUAUAUGAUCAGGUGCUGGUCAACAGUAGUUAGCUAUUGGUUAGCCAGCCCUUGCUGGUCAGAGAACCUGCCUACAGCAGUAAGGGAGAACUGUGGGGAGCCAGUUUAGAAAGCAAAGCUUUGGUAUCCUGUAGGAGAGCCAAAGGAACAGCACAAGGCAGCAAAAACAGACCUGCAUUUCAAUAGGUCAGUAGGGUUGAAGCAGAGCUAAUGCUUUUUUGUGGUAAAGAACCAAUUUACAUGCUAAUGCUUUUGUAGCUUUUGAAGCAGCAGGUGCAAUGGGGUGCCUUUAAAUUUGUAGGACUGUUGGUUGACAGGGUUUUCUUUUAAAAACACACCACCUGCACUCCAUACCCUGGAUGAAGUACUUUCUAGCUCAUUUGUUCGCUCUUUUAAAACUUUAAGGGACAUUUUGAAAGAAGCUUGUGUAGAAUAUGCGGUGCGGUGCUGAAUGGCUUCCUUUCUUCAUAAUUUUAAACAGAUGGGCAAGUCUCUUGAUGCACAGACCGCAUAAUAGCAAGGGCAUUUUUGUCUCCUCUGAGAGACUGAAUGAGGACAUAAGGCAGGAGGCUACUGUAGUGUAACUAGCAUGCGGUUAGACUAGAGUGAUGAGGUUCAAUAUGGGAAACUCGUAUUCAAAUCCUGACUUAGUCAUUGAAGCUCAGCAAGUGGUUUUGGACAUUCACACACUCUCAGGUUAUCCUACAGUACAAGUCUAAAAUAAACUCCAUGUUCACAAGCUCUUUUUGGGAAAGACAGGAUACAAACAUCAUCAAUAUUUUUUCCAGCUUGUUUGGAUAGGGCCGAAGGCAAAAACUGUGAUACAAAGAAACUGAGACAAACCACUUCUUUGUUUUUUGAGUGCCUUUACUCGAGAUACAUUUAAUCACUUGCUUUGGGCUUCACUCCCUUCUAAAAUAGAAUCUUAAGUCCUCCGGUAUAGAAACUGGUGAACUGAAUCAUCAGUUUGUUCUUGAUUGGUUUUUGUGUGUGUGUGACCUUUAAGUUUUUUGCUGUUAAAACCAAGAAACCCAAAUUGAAAACCUGAUUGCUUAAUCAUUUUAAGGAAGGUUUAGCUUUAAAACCAUUUAAAAUUUUAUUUUCAGUCAUAUAGAGUACACUUGAGCAUGGUAGCAUAUAAAGCUAUAUUCUCGUUCCUCUUUCUUUGUCGGCUGUAUUUUGGUAGAGCUCUGUUGCAGUAUAAUAGGUUAGCUAUCUGUUGUACUCCCUAUCCGUAUCCAACUGAGGACAUCUGAGCAACACCAGAAUAUUGCUCCGAGCUAUGCAAAAAUCAAAACAAAAAAGCAGUAUGAGGUAAAGUUUGGUCCCACCACAACAAUUUAUUUUCUAUCAUGCAGCAGGCUCUUUGGAUCUCGGCCCAGUACUUCUGGGUAAUUUACAUUUGCUCUCAGUUCUUAGCUUCUGCCUCAUAGAAGUGUUUACUUGGCUGUUGAAGCUGCUUUUGGGUAGCUUGGGGACUUCUGUGGAUUAUCUUUAUCCGUAAUAGUCUUGGAGCACAAUCUUUAGCACCUGCUCUCAGAAGUAAACUCCAUUUGAAGUUAGUUGGACUUAACAUCCAAAUAGUGUGUUUAGAAGCAUGGGCAGGUUGGGCCAAGUGACUCAUGUUCACAUGCAGAUUGAGUUUGCUCUUGUGUUCCUUUCACUGAUGCCCACAGAUAUAGAUUGUAAACACACGUCAUCAAUGUUCAGCACACUCAUCAAUGUGUAUUUGCUUUAGACUCAAGGCUGCUCAUGGAACUGUAUUAGGAGCAAAGCUGCCUCACUUCUUAAACUUGUAUCAGUCCCUUAUACCCUGUUCUUCCCCCAAAGAGCUCAGAAUAGCUGACAUAUAGUUGCCAGGCAAUUCUGCACUGAGGUCGUUCUUUGGUUCAGAGUUGAUUGGCUUUAGAAGUAAAACUACAGCAUGUGCCUUCAGAUCAUUCUCUGAGGGGGUCGUUGCUUUAAUUAAGUUACACCAUUUCCACUUUCUUAGUGCUUUUCUUUCCCUCAUAAUUAUCUUGGCCAAUGAAGAAUCAUGUAGUGAAGAUAACAAUGUUAAGACACUAGCUUGAGUUUCCUCAGCUUGGUGCCCUUUGGAUUUUGUUGCACCACAACACGUUAUCUCUGACCAUCAUCCAUGUGGCUUGGGAGGUGGGAAUUGGGAGUCCAAAAUCUGGAUAGUACAAGGUUCGGGGAAGGCUGUACUAGUUAAUCAAUUACACCUGGGAUCACUUAAAUGAAUUAAUCUGGUUUAGGUGAUGUAGUGAUAUAGUCCUUUAAGAUUAGCUUGCGGGUUACAUGGGAAUUUGUUUGAAUCCCUGGAAUAAGCCUAAACACAGAUGCCUCUCAUUAAGACCUCAAGGCCAGUGUUGAAUGGUAAUUAAAGACACAUACUUAUUUCGUUGGGCGGAAGGGGUGAACACACAUAGUCAGUGUUCCCUUAAAACCUGGGCUGCAGUGAGCAUAAGAAGCUCUCAGCAUGGACGGUCAGCGACUGUUUGGACCUUAGAAGAUACCAUAUUUUUCUGUGUAUAACAUGCCCCCUAUUUGGGGGGACUCAAAAUUAAGAAAAUGGGGGGAGAUUGCCCCCAUGUAUAAGACUCCCCCCUUUUUAACAUUAAUUUUUAGUAAAAAAAAGCCUUGUCUUAUACACAGAAAAGUACAGUAUUUUGCUUUGUUGCUCACCCUACUAAGAUUUAUGUGUAAGUGUUUCAGUCAAUUAGCAAGCUAAGUUUUGUUAUUUUCCUUUUUACAGAGUUUUAUUUUAAUAAAGUUUCUUGUAUGUUUUUAUGGAAAUUGGUCUCACUUGAGUUUCUAAACCUUCGAUCUUGAAUACAUAUUCAAAGUGAGUCAUUCAUUACAGGUGAGUACAGGGGUUCCUGAAUUAUGUCAGCCAAUCAGGGAGGUUGUUCGGGGCCAUGCUUACUAGACAGGCAAACAUUUGUUGUUCUUUUAGCAGUGAUCCAUUAAAAGAUUUCUGAAAGUGGUGACAUAAUAAACCACUUCUUACUGGCUCGGCCCUAGCUUGGAUAGCAUUGGUUGCUUUGACUCAUUUUGUACUUUAACUAGCAACCACUCUUUUGUGUCCAACUCAUGGAGGUACACAAAUGAAACCAGUUAUGGGAAACAUGUGACCUUUCAGAUGUUGCUGGACUACAGUACCCAUAAUCCCUUGCCAUCAUUCUACCCAUCAUCCUUGCUGACUAGAGCUGAUGGGUGUUGGAGUCUAAUAACAUCUGGAGGGCCACAUGUUGUGCACCAUUGGUUUAUACACUGCAAGUAUAUGGGGGGAAAAAGAUCUGUUUAAUAAUGGGUAUUCUGUAGCUGCAUAAUGAAGGAAGUGGGGCCCUGGCCAUCAAACUUGUCUCUUUCACUGCACAGCUAUUUGCCCAUAAUGAAGCUGCUUCCAGAGACCCAUUUUCUGCAGUACUGUGUACCAUAAAACUCAAUGACAAAUCUUACAUUUAUUGCCCGUUAUUAUUGAGAUACCUUAUUAAAAAGGGAGUGUGGGCUUUUUGUUGUUCUUGGUGUUUGUAUAUCUCCCCGCAGUUAGUAAUCACUUUCUGUAAUUUGAAAUAUUAUUGUGGAUUUCAUAUAUCAAGCUCUUAAUCCAUUGAAAGGCAUAACUGAUCUCCUGAAACAUUAUGUACUCAAAAGACAGAAUUAGAUGCUCUAAUUAGAGUUCUGAUACUUGUAUCCCCCACCCCCAAUCCCCUUUUUAUAUUGUCAAGAAGUUCGUUUGCACCAUUAGUAGAAAUUGCAAGACAAGACAUCUCUUGGGUAAUGGUGGGAUAAUAAAUCCCUUAGUAAUGUAGCUGUCAGAAUAUUUUUUUAAAAAUCAUUUUAAUUUUCAUUCCAAAUGCUAAGCUAACAAGGAAAGACUUGGGAAAUAAUGAUUGUCUUCUAGUGGACAAGAGUACUGUCAAAAUACACAAGGACAAGGGAAAGUUAAGUUGGAUUUCUGGAGUUUUGUACAUGGCAGACAAGUUCCUUCACCACAGCUGAAAGCUAGUUUUUGAUGCAGGUUUUGUGCCUGUUGGAUUAAUGUGGGAUGGGAGGGGGCACUGCUUGGACAGGGCAUUUUGGGCUAUGGUUUUUUUGGAUUAUACCAUGUCAGGCUAUUGCAGAGGUGUGAGAAGUGUUUCCCUCCCCACCCCCCAUUCUGAGAACCGUUUUUUCUUAUAUGGAACCUUUUGGCAACUAUAAGUGGUGAGUGAUACCAAAGGUGGAAAAACUGGGCAGAACGACAAAGGGGACUCUUGUUUUUGUACAUUGGACUGUACUUUAGCUGCACAGAAGUUGCCCCACUCCAAAUUAAAGGCCCUUCGAAGUCUAAAGUAAUAGGACAGGCUUUGCCUGGUCCUUUUGAAGAUGAUAAUGGAGAGAACUCCAUUAUCCUCCAGUAUAGAGGACUAUAUUGUGGAAAGUGUUCCACAAUUUUGAUGUCAUGCCUGGAAAGGCCCUCUGUCUCUCUUUUCUGAAUCUCUAAAGAUGGGGACAUCUGGAGAAGGGUUCAUGGUCAAGAUCUUAAUUGAUAGCAGGUGAGAGAAGGCAGCAUUUCUCCCUUCAGAAGCCCUAGUCUCAGACCAUAUAGCUUUGAAGCCCAAACCAUCAACUUGAACUGAACGCCAGAAUGAACUUGGUAGUUAGCAAAGAUACCAGCAUAAUAUGAUUGGGGUGCUCAGUUGCCGUUAGCGACAUGACUUCUGCAUUUUGAACCAGCUGCAGCAUCCAGAUUCUGCUCAACAGCAGCCCCAUGUACAACACAUUGCAGUAAUCUGCCUGGGCUGAAAUCUCUUAAGGUGCUAGUUUUUUACAUGCAAGGAGAGGAGUAUGUGUGAGUGUGUGAAUAUUAAAGCACGUGCUCUCCCUUCCCACAACUCAAAGUACAGUGGUACCUCGGGUUACAUAUGCUUCAGGUUACAUACGCUUCAGGUUCCAGACUCCACUAACCCAGAAAUAGUGCUUCAGGUUAAGAACUUUGCUUCAUGAUAAGAACAGAAAUUGUGCUCCGUCUGCACAGCAGCAGCAGGAGGCCCCAUUAGCUAAAGUGGUGCUUCAGGUUAAGAACAGUUUCAGGUUAAGUACAGACCUCUGGAACGAAUUAAGUACUUAACCCGAGGUGCCACUGUAGUUCCAGUCCAUAAAAGCUAAACCACUGAAAUAUAAACUGGCCCUUUGGCAUUUUGUUACCCAAGGGCAAUGGGCUGAAUGUUGCAGGAUGGGAGAAGUUUAUACCCUCCAUAUUAGAAAACUCUGUUGAGGUUUUAUUUGCCUCAGAGAUGAGGGAAAUGUGAUUGCGAUUUACAUAAGUGAAACGGCUAAGCUCCCUGAUAGUCGGACAUUGCCUUUGUAAUUUUGUUUACUUAAAAAUGAGAUUAUUAUGUCUGAAAAUAAUGUGUCAUUAGCCACAGCCUGCAAUGGUUUAUCAUAAUUGGCUGCUUUACAUCCAUUUGAAAUAGCUAGGCACAUGAAUUUUCCCUAAGGCUACAUUAGUCAGCGUGAGCUCAAACUGCUAUGUUGACAUUUUUUCCUCUCCAAACUCAUAUGUGAGUGUAAAAAUUUUAUGAGGCAACUUUAACAAGGCCCUUUGGGAUUUGGGAUUAUUUGUCUUAAGUUCUUAUUAAAGACAAAAAAAAGUUUCCUUCACUAUGUUUAUCCAGGUAGAGUAAAGCUCCUUUUUCAGAGGCUAGGCUGUUUAGGAAUAAAUAAGAUUUGACAGAGAGAAUCGGGAAUCAAGGACAGCAAGUUUUCUUCUGUGCUAAAUGUAUUUUGCCAAGAUAAAUGUUAACAGUGACAACAUAUCCCAGGUUUCUAAGGCUAUUUCUCUAGAUUAGAAGGUUUGUAGAAGAGAAAACUGCUUUUUUUUCCCCUGCCAGGAAAUAGUGAGUUCUGAUAAGUGAAAAGUGAUGCGCAUUGAGGAAAAAUUGUCCCCAUUACAUGCAUACAACAAUGGAUUUGAACAAGCAACUACUACUCAAGAAAGCAAUGCUGGAAUCAUGAUAAGCUCUGAAAAGGCUAUCUAACGAAGUUGCCAAAAAAGGGAAAAGCUACAAAGGAAUAUAUUUUUCUUUCUCUCUAAAGAAAGGUUAAAAAUAAUACAUCUGUUAUCCUACUGCCCCUGUAUAAAGGACUGUGUACCCACACCUUUUUGGGUUUCUAUCCAGUCCUGGUCAUUCUAUGGUGCAGCUCUAACAUUGUUCCAAACCAUGGUUAAGGAAGCUUAAGUAUUUUUUGGCAUGAGUUUGAAUUGGCAAACCAUGGUUUUGGGUCAUCCAGCAAACCCUGAUUUGCAAGUGGGUUUGUAAACCAUGACUUGGGCUAAUUGAUGAGACCUAGUUAUAGCCUCUCUGAAGCCAGCUGGACCAUAACGACAGAAGUCUUGAACAGAUGGACAGUGAAAGAAGACAUGGAGCGCUAAACCAUUACUUGCCUUUACUUUUGGAACGUCAGGCCACUGUAUGAGUUCUAAACAAUGGGUACCACAAACUGGUAUGGAGUUUUUAUCAGAAGAUAUAUAAUCUUACCAAAGAAAAGCCUAAAUGAAUUAGGAAUCUGUUUUAGAAACGAGAUGGCUCAAAAGAGGCAGCAACUGAAUUACAAAAAAUAGAGACCAUCUUUAUGUAUCUCACUUUUGUUAGUUUCAUUUAAGAGAAAGCAGCUUGGGUAGGUGGGGAUCAGAAGACUGAAUUACUUGUUCUAUGGCUUUUCCUAUUUUCUUUGUAGCCUAUUCAUUGCCAUAGGUUUAUUAUUUAUACCCAAAUUUUGAGUACAACAUGGUGCGUAUCUCCCAAAAGUAGUGUAUUUAAAUAACAUUUAUUAUUUAAAUAAAAGGGGAAGGGCUGUAUUUCAGUGGCAGACAACAUGCUUUGUGUACAUAAGGCAAGGGUUCAGUUCCCAUCACCUCCAGUUUUUAAAAAAGGAUCCAGUAACAGGAGAGAACAAUUUCUGCCAGAAACUAUGCAGAGCAGUUCCUGAUCAGAAAGGACAAUAUUGGGGUUGAUGGAUCUGGCAUAGGUCAGUUUCCUAUGAUUUAAAAGAAAUGACAGUUAUAUAAAAUCCAAAUAGACUGCCCUAGACUGUGUAUUCACUAUACAGAUUUAACCUACCCAAAUCUUAAAGCUAUAUAAGUAUCUAGCAUUACUUCAUUAAAAUCUACUGAGGUUUAUAAUGGGAAUAUUAUUAGAUGACUACAUGGUUUAGUUGAAUAUAUAUUCUUUGGCUGGAUUCUAGGUUCUCUUAUCAAUAUCAAACUCUACUGGUGAUGUGUUGGUAUCGAGCAAUCACAGUGUUCACUGUGGUUUUAAACUGCAUUGUGUUAUCAUCUCUUUCUGUGGAAGAUAAUGUCCCUUUAGAAUGUUUCCAAGCUAAUAUGAAGAUAUUCCUCACUGGGAUGUAUUAGCAGUCACAGUAGAGUAAGACUGCUUAUGCUUUUUGUAUGCUAUAUAGAAGCUACUGAAAUAGCAAGGAAUGUAUUCUGGAAUUUAUUGAAAAUAAGUACACCAGCCUUGAUUAGCAUAGAAAAGUGACAAUUGGGUAAUAACAUUAGCUGGUCCUAAUAAAGGUAUCUGCUGAAUGCAUAUAAAGAGCUGUAAACUCCUGGUUCUAUUUAAUGUUUCAUGAAUAGUAUUCUUAUUACUGUACAGUGGUACCUCAGGUUAAGUACUUAAUUCCUUCCGGAGGCCCGUACUUAACCUGAAACUGUUCUUAACCUGAAGCACCACUUUAGCUAAUGGGGCCUCCUGCUGCUGCCGCGCCGCCAGAGCACGAUUUCUGUUCUCAUCCUAAAGCAAUGUUCUUAACCUGAAGCACUAUUUCUGGGUUAGCGGAGUCUGUAACCUGACGCGUAUGUAACCUGAGGUACCACUGUAUUAUGAAGCAACAUGUGACCCUAAUCAGAUGAAGGAUGGCCUAUAAAUUUUGGAAUCAAAUGAAAACAAAAAUGUCACAAGCAUGAUCCCGUGUUCCCCAGAGUCUUAUUCAGUCUGGAUAUGAACCAAUCUAUUAAAAAAAAUAGCAAGAAAAAACUAAUAUUAUGUAACUAAAAUUAAUUUGUUAAUGUAUCUAAGUACUUCCUGAUGGGAGCAAACCCUUUAUCUCAGUAACUCAUUAUGAAACUUGCAUUAUUAUUUUUUACUUGGCAAGAUGUAAUCCAGGAAUUCCCCAACCAUUUUAGGGAGGCACAUUUGGAAAAUGAAAGCUGUUGUGGGCCCAACAAAAUGCCCAUUUCAAUAAAAAUAAAAAUUAGUGAUGUUCAGAUGUACCUCUGAAAUACAGCAUAUGAAACCUCCUGCCCUAAUAACAGAGAUAAAAACCAGGCAACCCCCAUUGUCCUACUAAACCAACAAUCCUCAGUUAAAAAGAGGUGUAGGCAGGGGGCCUUGGUGGGAGACCCUAGAUCUAGCCUGUUAUAGUUGCCACUGUAUAGCACCUGGGAAUAAGCUCUAUUGAACUCAAACAGACUUCCUUCUGAGUAGACUUGUAUAGGAUUUCUUUGACAAGUCUUCAUAGCUCCUGCUGCAGACUGUGUGAAACUUUCAUCCUGCACACACACACACACACACCCGACCACCUUUUUGUUGGUUUGUUUUGUGUGCUUGCUUAACAUCCAGCCAGAAAAACAGUUCUGGUGAACUUAAAACCUGCUACUAUAUUGUGAGAGUUGUUUCUUUGGGGUUUUCUUCUAAUAAACCAGUAUGGCUACCUUAACUUUUUGGUUACUAACUUGGGCAGAUUUCAUCUGAAAGACCAUGCAACAAUAAAUAAUUCUUCAAGUUGAAGGGUUCAGGUAGCAGGCAAAGAAGAAAAAGAUCUAUAAUGCUGCACAGUUGUUAUAAGUCCCUUUAGGCUACAAGCUUUUCCAGGAGAGGUGAAUUUUAUAAAGUCAGUAUUCGCUUAUUUUCAGCCAUGGCUGUUGUGUCGUGCUUAAGCCUACCCUCCAAAAACAAACCCACAACACAUCUCCUAUAAUGGUAUCCUAUUCAUCAAUGUUUUCAUACUGCAUCCUUUGAAAGGCAGUGCAGUGAGCUGCUAUUGAAAGAUGCUUUUUAAAAAAUCCUAUAUCACUCUGUAGGGAAUUGUAUAUUUAGGGCAGGCUGCCAGACUGUAAGAAACACAAAAGAACAGGCAUGGGCUAGUGACUAAACUUCAGUCAAAUGCUCCCAACAUAUGAACUCAUAUAACCGCCACACUUUGAAGUAUUGCUAUUAUUUUAUAGACUUAUAUCCUUCCUGUCAAGGGAGGCUACCUAUGCAGUAGCAAAAUACAAUAAAAAUGCAAAUGGAAAAAAGUUCCAAACAUUGGCAUUAAAAUAACAGAAGCAGAAAAAUGUGUUAAAAGACACAUCCAUAAAAUAAUUCAAAUGCAGAUGGAACUUAAGCAUCUGCUAGAGAAUCCAGUUGGCAGAAGAAUGAAGUUGCUUCAGUAGCAGUUGUUGCUGUAAGUCUCUGUGGCCCCAGAAGAUAAGGGGUAGAGUUGUCUCAUGGCUACAGGAAGUUAUGAUUGCCUUUUUCUGCACAUAGCAGACCCUUCACAUGACAGUAGGCUGUCCAUCAGCUGCUUGUUACUUUAACAUUUAUCACCAGGAUCAUGCCAUUAUGACAGUCUGGUGACUUGAGAUUAUGGCACAUGCAGAAGCUGUGGGCAAGGUUUGAGAAGAAUGGGUUGGUCAGUUGCCCUCUGCCCCCAAGUAAUCCUGAAGUGUUUGCAUCAGGCUAUUUGCAUACAAGGAAUAAAAUACUGCUAUUUAUAUUGAGAUUUCUCAAAAGGACUUCACAGUCACAUAACAUUACCUUAGUGACCCUACCUUAAGAUAUGCUAGUAUAUUUACGUCCACAUUGCAGAUCAUGGUCUGAGAUAGAGAAAUAGCAUUUUGCUCAUGGCUACUAACAGAAUCAGUGGCUUAGUGGAAAUUUGAACCAAGGAUGGUUUUUUUCACAGCUAAUGUUCUUGCUAGCAAUCAGUGUGCCAACUGCUUGAUGUUUUAUGUUCAUGUUUUCAUCCAUGAUUAUUGAAGUACCUCACAGAAAUGCACGCAAAUGCUGCUUUGAAGUCAGAAGUGUUUCAUACAACUGCCACGAACUCUAUGGCAGUCCUAAGCGUGAGGUGCAUUGUUAAACUGUGUGUUGCUUCUAGGUACUGCACAGUUGCUCAGAUCUCAGCCAAGUAAUCCGAAUGCUUUCCAUUUGCUUCUCUUUGCAGCGGCUGUGAUUCUGAGUAAUCUAUGUUUAUUACUCAUCUUUCUGUCGUCCAUUAGAAUAUGAAUUUCAUGAAGCUGUGGCUGAAGUGCGAUAGACUGGCCGUUGUUCAGUGAACGGAGCAAUUAAAAAUGAAAGAAAACCCCCUUCAAGUACUUGCAAAGCCAUUUUUUCCCUGAGAGCUAUUUGGGUCUCCUUUUAAUGAGACGUGCUCUGACUCACUGCUGAGAAUGUUGUAGAUUGCAUUGUGCUCUGGACCUGAAUAAGUAACUUUUUGCAUUCAGUUGGUAUUAAUAAGCAACUGCAACCAACUUCUCUUUAUGCUUUAGAAAAAAAACUGCACCUCUGCAUUUCUUUCCCCUACAACAGAACUUUCCAAACUGUGUGUCACAACAUGUUAGUGUGUAGGUUUGUCAUGUGAAUGCUCCCCAAGCUCCUCCUGGGUCUGGAAAGGGGCUAGUUUAACCUUGGGUUUGCUAGUAAAACUGAACUACUGUGUCGCAGUAUGUUUAAAAAGUGUGUCACCAACACGAAAGUUUAGAAAGCUUGGCCCUACAGAAACCCCAUAUGAAAGUUGAUGGAACUUCAGAUAUGAUAUUUGCAUGUUUGUAAGCAAAAGGUACUGUACAGUAUCCAUUUAUUGGAACUUCGAAUUUCCAGCAUAAUAAUUAAACAACACUUCUGAUUGUUUUCCAGCCUAGUUGAUUCAUGGGAAAGUGAUAUGGGAGUACAUUCUCUAACAUUUCCAUCAAAAACCUGCUUGGAAUUGCUGCUGAUACUGUCUCAGAGUAAUGCUUCGCUGCCACCUUCCCUUCGCUGGAUGAAUUCUUUCCAGGUAAAGAAAUGA